AUGGAGCAGAGUCCCUAUAUCUCGACACCCAAAUACAGUAUUGAUGAUCAAGGCAUGAAAACUCAAAGAAUUGAGUUAACUCAGCCUGAUUUUAUACUCAUUCAACAUCAAUACAUCCAAAAGGGUCUUCUCUUCUCAAAACCUCAAGAUCAAGCUCAAGCUCAACUCUUCCCUCAAUGGAUCCAACGCUUGAAAACCACUUUCUCCAAAGCACUCGAUAUUUUCUUUCCUCUGGCAGGUCGCCUUGUCAUGAUCCAAAACAACGACGUUCACCUUACCAAAUCUUUCUUCAUUGACUGCAACAGCGCCGGUGGUGUUUCCUUCGACCACGUCACCUACGACAGCGUCACAGUGGCUGAUAUUCUCGACCCGGUCUACAUCCCAGACGACGUCGUUUACUCCUUCUUUCCCAUGAACGAGGUUUCGAACUACCAAGGCGUUUCGAAGCCGUUGCUGGCAGCUCAGGCAACGGAGUUAGUUGACGGCGUUUUCAUCGCGCUCUCUAUGAAUCAUAGCGUUGUGGACGACCCUCCUCAUCCCGUUUUCGAUCGUGACCAGUUCUUCGACUGUAUCAAUAAUACUGAUCUUGUUCCACUUCGAGUACCCUUCAACCCAGAUCCUAUAAAAACUCCUAGUUCGACACCAAUAUCAUUAAAGCAAAGAAUGUUUCAUUUUUCGAAGGAAAAUAUAGCCAAACUCAAAGCAAAAGCCAACGCUGAGAUAGUCGACUUGCCCACCAUGGCCAACAUAUCGUCCCUUCAAGCGGUCAUGGCUCACCUUUGGGUCUCCGUAACCCGAAACCGACGUCAUCUUAAACCGGAACAGGAAGUGAGCUACAUCAUCGUAGUGGGUCUCAGGCAAAGAACAAAGCCGCCAUUAGCAGAAUCGUAUUUUGGUAACGCCGUGAUGUUUGGGACCGUGAAGACCACAGCGGGAAAGCUUCUGAAAAAUGGGUUGGGCUGGGCCGCUUUGCAGAUGAAUACAGUGGUUGCUUCGCAGACGACAGAAAAGGCCAGAGAGUAUUUGAAGAAUUGGGCCGAAAGCCCAAAACUAGAAACACUCCAGAAAGAGUCCGGGUCUCAACUAUUGACUGGUAGUUCACCGCGGUUUAAUGUUUAUGGCAAUGACUUUGGUUGGGGAAGCCCACUGGCAGUAAGAAGUGGUCAAGCCAACAAGUAUGAUGGGAAGUUGACUGUUUUUCCUGGUCCUGAACAAGGAAGCAUUGAUUUUGAGGUCUGUCUUAGGUCUGAGACACUUGAGUCCAUGGCAUACGAUGAAAAGUUCUUAGAGACUCUAACUAUAUGA
Humulus lupulus (European hop) is the source of this 1305-nucleotide messenger RNA. RefSeq lists its product as uncharacterized. Lineage: Eukaryota; Viridiplantae; Streptophyta; Magnoliopsida; Rosales; Cannabaceae. Bases 1 to 1305 code for a protein of 434 amino acids. The transcript is spliced from 2 exons. The record is from RefSeq and is a predicted model, not a curated record.